AUGGCGGGGGUAACGAUGGGGCUCAUCACCAUGCGCUGCGCAGCUCAGUACGGCCAGGACGUAUGGCUGUGGGAAGCGGCCCUCCACAUCACGAGCAGCGUCCGCAAGCAGGUCUACGGACACGUCCAACUUUUGGGGCUUUCAUACUUCGAGGGGGCCGGAGACACUGCGGCGGGAGACACGGCGUAUCGGUUGACGGCGGAGGCGGACCAAAUGGGAGCCAUGGUGUUUGCAUUUCUUCAGCGUCUCAUUCCGAGCGCUCUUCAGCUCGUCGCAAUGCUCGCCAAGAUGCUCGUGCUGAGCCCCUUCCUGAGCGGAGCCACGUUGGCGGUGGCGCCGCUGAUGUCACUCCUGAUCGCGCGCCUGGGGGACCGCGUGAGGCGCCUCUCGCGCAGCAGCCAAGACCAAGUCGCUGAACUGUCGGCGCAUGUCAACGAGAUCCUCCCGGCCAUGCUCGUUGUUAAGGCGCAUGCGGCGGAGGGCUACGAGCUCGCGCGCUUUGCUGAUCUGGCGGAUGCGCAUCGCACGGGGCGCAUGGCGUUCCAGAGGCAGCAGGCGCUCUUCUCCCCCGCAAUCACGCUCGUUUACGCGGCGACGGUGGUGUCCCUUUUCGCGGCAGGCACGAAGGCGAUCGCGCACGGCCGCUUCUCCGGCGAGAAGAUGGUCGCGUUUGUCGCCAGUCUAGUUCUCCUCAUCGAGCCCAUCCAAGCGGUGGGGAGCGCUUAUAACGAGAUCAAGCAAGGCCAGCCGGCCGUCGAGCGGGUGUUUGAGAUUCUCGACACCCCGCCAGAGGCAAGCCACGCGACGGGACCCUCGUCCGAAAGCGAUUCCAUACCGGUCGGCGAUAUCGUUUUCGACUCCGUUAGCUUCUGCUACCGAGACCGCCCGGUGCUUAGAGACGUGUCAUUUCGGAUCAGAGAAGGGGAAACGGUCGCUCUGGUAGGGCCGUCGGGGAGCGGAAAAACGACGCUCGUCAAGCUGUUACUGCGGUUAUACGAGCCGGAUACGGGUUCCAUACGCAUCGGGAACCGCCCGAUCAAAGACAUUCCUCUCCGCACCUGGCGGCGGCACCUUGGCUUUGUCCCCCAAGAUAGCGUCCUCUUUUCCGGCACCGUUGCGGAGAACAUAGCUUAUGGCGUGGCGGCAAACGCUAUCGACCUCCGGAGGGUCGAGCGCGCCGCCCGGCGUGCGCAUGCGGACGAGUUUGUGAGGGGGUUAAGCGGGGGUUAUGCGGCGGUUAUCGGGGAGAGGGGGUCGACUUUGAGCGGAGGGCAGAAGCAAAGAUUAGCGGUCGCCCGCGCAAUAUAUCACGAGCCCACGUGUCUCAUCCUGGACGAGGCCACGUCAGCGCUGGACAAUGAGUCCGAGGUACUCGUCCGAGAUGCGCUGCAAACGCUUAUGGCCGAAAAGACGGUGAUAGUCAUUGCCCACAAGCUCGAGACCGUCCAAAGCGCGGACAGGAUUUUGUUCAUGGAGCAAGGGCGUAUUGUCGAAGAGGGGGCGCAUUUGGAGUUGCUGGAACGUGGGGGAAGGUAUGCUAGCUUCUACAAAACGCAGCAGACGGAUGACCGGCCUGUCGAAAGCUUACCACCGAAAAGAUAGUUGGUGGAGGUGGAAAUAUAGAACAGUCAAAAUGUUUCUUGAAGACGGUCGGGCGGCGUCCAAGUAACUCAUUACCUUCCUCAGGGUGUUGUCCAAGCGAUCGCGCCUGGUGAAGUAUAACAAUUGAAAAGAAUCUUACCAUGGAUAAAGCAUGACUCUUGUGAUAAGCUCGUUACGGUAGAAGUGCCGCCUU
Messenger RNA from Klebsormidium nitens, 1795 nucleotides. The record is from the annotation of a GenBank genome assembly. NCBI's taxonomy places the organism in Eukaryota, Viridiplantae, Streptophyta, Klebsormidiophyceae, Klebsormidiales, Klebsormidiaceae.